Arachis duranensis is the source of this 848-nucleotide messenger RNA. RefSeq lists its product as uncharacterized. The transcript has a single exon. NCBI's taxonomy places the organism in Eukaryota, Viridiplantae, Streptophyta, Magnoliopsida, Fabales, Fabaceae. The record is from RefSeq and is a predicted model, not a curated record. The coding region runs from base 135 to 629 and encodes 164 amino acids.
GGCACACACUUUGGCUCAUUAUAGCCAUUGAAUUGUUCAUCUUAUCUUUGAGCGAUUAAAGUUACCAGUUGACAAAAAGAUUUCGACUUUCAGACACCCUUUUGAUCGAAUUUUGAAUCUUGAAGAUCGUCGUCAUGAAAGGCAAGGGGCAAAGUCAGAACAUUUUUGUUAGAAUCAUGGUGUCACCAAUUAGGGCACUUGGAAAAGCAAGGGACAUGUAUGUGAGGAGCAUAAUAAAAUGUGGGGACAGCAUGAACUAUAGUAACCCCAUGAAUGCUGCAAACAGAUUCUCAGCUUUGUCUAGAAGCCAUAGUGCUGCAACAUCAAGAAGAUCUGAAGUUAAUGAUGAGGAUUUUGCUGAGCUCAUGAGGGCUGCUUCUGCUAGAACUUUGGCUAAUAGAAUUGACGUGGAUUAUGUCCUAAAACAGCAGCAUCAGCAUGUUCAUCAUAAUUCAAAAGGGUUACCAAAAUCUAGCAGUGUUGGUAUGGCUAGAAUUGAUGAGGAGAAUGAUUAUGCAGAAGGUAGUGUUGGUGGCGGUGGUGUUGGUGGCGGUUUUGGUGUGCCUGAAUUGUAUCCAAGAAGUAAGAGUUAUGCUGUGUCUAAGACUCAUAGUGUUGUUGCUUUCUGAAAACUUAUGAAAUCAACAAUUACCCUCUUUCUUUUUCUUUCUUUUUCCUUUUUUUAUACCAUGAUUUGAAGAUGAGGUUCAGACAUGGGGAAAUUAAAUAAUGUAGUGAGUUAGGAAAAUUGAGAUGAAGAGAGAAUUUGUGUAGAGAUUUUGUAUUCUUUAUUUGAUUGUAUCUGUUUCUUUCUCAUGUUUUGAUUGGACAAUUUGCAAAAUUUUUCA